UACACGCGCACACCCGCGGCAGCAGAGAGACAGAAGGAACUCGAACCCACACACGGACGGAGCCUGUUUAGAGUCCGCUUUCAUUUAUUUAUCUAUUUAUCUAUAGUUGUGUUUCGUUCUCCAUCGAAGAUGAACGGAGUGACCAGAAGCUUGUGCACCUUGGAGGACAUCCGGCACCCAGAGCAAGGGGACGGGUGCAGGCGCCUGCGGCUCACACUGCACGACCAGAGGCAGGACGCUCGCGGCGCGGAGCAGCACAGAGACAGAGACAAGCCCAUCGGACGCGUGCAGCCGGCCAAUGACUGGACGGCUCUGAACCCCGAGCCGAUCAAGUGCAAAGAGGAGCAGGUGGAGGUUAUCAAGGUUUAUCUGGAAGCCCGCAAACAAGAGCAGCAGAAACACCAGGAGAGCCUGAAGAUGCUGUCAGACGAGGUUUCCCAGAUACAGGAGGUGAGGUAUUGCCUGAAAACGCUGAGGGAGCAGAUGGCAGCCAAAAACAAGUCGCUCACAAACGGGUGGAAAGUUGGUCUCCCUUUCAGAAAGAGCGCCUCGUCCUCGAGCACAAGGCGUACAUCCGACGCACAGGAAGCAGAUGAAGAAGCUGAGAGUGCCAAGCUGAGGGAGGUCAGUAAGCGCUUGUAUGCACAGCUACAGGAAGCAGAGAAGAAACACCAAGAAGACAAAGAGAGGCUGCAGGCUGAAAGCCGCAGGCUGAAAGAGUGUCUCCUCGUUGAGGGGGAGAAGAUGAGGAUCACAGAAGAGGACAGCGAGAAGAAAGACGAGCGCAUAGAGGAGCUCCAGAGGCUGCUGACAGGGAUGCAGCAGGAGAGCACCACCCUGCGAGAGGCCAUACGCAGCCGCGAGGACGAACUGGGCGAACUGCGCAAGCUGCGAGAGGAAGGCCAGGAAGGGGAGCAAAGGGCGGAGCAGUUGGAGCGGGAGGUGGCUAUUCUCAGGGAAAAGAUCCACCAUCUGGACGACAUGCUGAAAAGCCAGCAGAGGAAAGUCCGGCACAUGAUUGAACAGCUCCAGAACUCUCGCAUGGUGAUCCAGGAGAGGGACCGCGUGAUCAAAGAGCUGGAGGAGAAAGUGGCUUUCUUGGAGGCUGAGAACCGAGAAAUGCAUGACCAGAUGGACUACUUCCUGGGAGGACAACGGUCAAAUUCCUACCUUUCAUCAGAGCGCAACCCCCAGAUUAUCUACAGCAAACCAAUCAAGCCGUCCAACUCAUCCAACAAACCACUCCCUUUCAUCAAAGUCAUUGAGAUCAAGUCAUGAAGCGACUGCGCAGAAGAAAUACAGCGAUUGUCAGGAACCACCAAAUCUUUGCAAUGCGGGCUAAGGCUGAACGGCAGUUCUACGGCCCCGUCUGAUCCCUUUUCUAUAGGUGUGUGUGGUCUCAGCUGAGCUUCCUGGACUGAAACUGAAACACUACAACUUAUGCCACCAACCCUCUUGAAGGGAACUGCUGUGCGUCCGUGCAUAAAGAAUGAGCGUGUGAGCUUUAGGAUAGACGCAUUAAGCGUACUGUUGUGCAUUUGUUCAUGAGUAUAAUACUGUGUACUGUAUGAAAGUGUUCCCUUAUGCUGCCCGUUUGCCAAAGUAGGUUAUGACAUUAUGAAGCUUAUAGACUGCAAUGUAGCAAACAUAGCUAACCAAGCUAACGUUGUUUUUUUAUAUAUCGUGGACCAGAUGAUCUACUUCAUGUGUAAUCAAUACUCACUCCCCUGAGUCAACAGGAAGAUGCUUAAAGUUGACUAAGGUUUGUAUAAGGUCAACAUCCUGUGAUGUUUUUAAAUAAUAUUUAUAACCCCCAUACGACGAUAUCGCACUUACCUAAACCUUGAAACGGCAAAGCAAAAGUAAAAAUGAUUACUUCAUAGAAGUGUCAUUAUUGUACAAAUUCCUUGUAAAGCAUUUCAGUUCUCUCGCUUUGCCUGAACCUCCAGCUUAUUUUGUAAAUAAUUUAAAUGUGAUUUACGUUAUGUUCUACCUAACAACUUUCUCCCUUGUAUUUAUUUAUAUAUGAAAAUAAACCUUUAGGCAGACUGUUAUGAGUCUUUCUUUAAUGAAGUACAUUUUAAUCUGUGACUGUAUCUGUUUGUGGUUUUCCAAAUAAAUUACUGAAAAUGAAA
Messenger RNA from Gasterosteus aculeatus aculeatus (three-spined stickleback), 2135 nucleotides. RefSeq names its product tuftelin 1a (gene tuft1a). Gene Ontology annotation, biological process: intracellular signal transduction. NCBI's taxonomy places the organism in Eukaryota, Metazoa, Chordata, Actinopteri, Perciformes, Gasterosteidae. The record is from RefSeq and is a predicted model, not a curated record. Gene Ontology annotation, cellular component: intracellular anatomical structure.